AUGUCGGAGAACGUACCCUGGUCAGAUACUGGACUGUGGAUAAACGCUCGUGUUCUUGCGCUUGCUGGUAUGUGGAAACCGCCAUGGAUCCAACCAAAGUGGUAUCUGCUGUACAGAGCAUGGGUGCUCUUUACGCUAUUCAGCUUCCUCGUCGCUGAGAUUCAGGCCCUCUGGCACUUCUGGGGAAACAUUGACAAAAUCACCCAUGACACAUGUCUUAUGAUCAGCACAGUUCUAAGUCUAAUAAAAUUCUUUAGCUUGGUUUUGAGACAGGAAGAAUUUUUUCGCAUGGUGCAGAGAAUAGACGAUAUCAGCGCGGAACAAAAGAAGACUGGCGAUUCAGAAACAAUCUCUAUCCUCGACGCAUCGUACAGAUCUGCGAGAGCUGUCACGCUGUACAUGACUUUUCUGGGAGGGUCUAUGCCUGGCGUCUGGGCUACAAUUCCUAGUAUCAUGCGGAAGCUCGGCGUAUUUCCACCGGAGAGGGAACUUCCUGCCACGGCCUGGUACACCAGCAGGGACACCCAGACACCGUACUACGAAAUACUCAGCACACUGCAGUACUUCAGUAUGCAGUACAGUUUCUUCACUGCGGUGGGUCCAGACUUGCUUUUUGUAUCCAUGAUAAUUCACGCAGCUGGUCAGCUGGAGGUUCUCAAUGCUAGACUGAGACGUGUUGGCAAAAUGAAUGGAAACCGCAGCACUACCAGUAGUAAACAGCAGAAGACAGAGGAGGAACUUUCGGUCGAAGUUUCCAGUGGGGAGGUGAUGUGGAAAGAUCUCUGCAGCUGCAUCGAGCACCAUAAGGACGUCAUAGAGUGA
Molecule: messenger RNA, 822 nt
Organism: Schistocerca nitens (vagrant locust)
Lineage: Eukaryota; Metazoa; Arthropoda; Insecta; Orthoptera; Acrididae
Exons: 1
Coding region: 1-822 (273 amino acids)
Biological process (GO): detection of chemical stimulus involved in sensory perception of smell; sensory perception of smell
Cellular component (GO): plasma membrane
Molecular function (GO): odorant binding; olfactory receptor activity
Source: RefSeq, a predicted model, not a curated record